UCCCCGGAGUGUUCGCCUCGGAUUUCUCCGCUCUUGGCUCCGCUUCGCUUCAACUUGUGUCGGGAUGGGGAAGGAGCAGGACCUGCUGGAAGCCGCUCGGACGGGCAACGUGGUGCUGGUGGAGAAAUUGUUGAGUGGGAAGAAGGGCAUACUGGGGUCAGGCUCCGGCUCCAUACCUUUACCCAACCUGCUGAGCAUGUGGAAGGGCCUGAACGUCAACUGCACUGACAGCUCCGGGUACACGCCGCUCCAUCAUGCCUCGCUCAACGGACACAGGGAUGUAGUGCUGAAGCUACUCCAGUUUGAGGCCUCCACCAAUGUGGCCGACAGCAAGGGCUGCUUCCCCCUGCACCUGGCCGCCUGGAGGGGAGACGUGGACAUCGUUCGCAUCCUCAUUCACCAUGGGCCCUCACACUGCCGGGUCAACCAACAGAACCUCGAGAGGGAGACGGCGCUCCACUGUGCAGCUCAGUACGGUCAUUCGGAGGUGGUGUCGGUGCUCCUGCAGGAGCUCACCGACCCCGCCAUGAGGAACAGCCGACAGGAGACGCCUCUGGACCUGGCGGCGCUUUAUGGACGCCUGCAGGUCGUCCGUAUGUUGGUAAGUGCCCACCCCAACCUGAUGAAGAGCCACAUCCACCGACACACACCGCUGCACCUGGCCGCACGCAACGGCCACCACACCACCGUCCAGACCCUGCUGGAGGCUGGCAUGAACGUCAACUGUCUGACGGAGAAUGGCAGUGCCCUCCACGAGGCAGCUCUCUUUGGGAAGAUGGAUGUAGUUCGUCUUCUUCUUGACUCAGGGAUUGAUGCUAAUCUGAAGGACAGCCAGGGAAGAACGGCUCUGGAGAUCCUGAGAGAGCAUCCCGCACAGAAAUCUCAGCAGAUCACUGCUCUCAUCCAAGAAUAUAUGAUGGAGAAAAUGGAAAGUCGAAAAAUAGUGGAGGAACCCAUUCGCAAGUGUCCUGUUCCCGCUCCUCGGACAUCCGUCCCGUCACCCUCUGCCUCCCCCUCCCUCAGGCACAAGAACGAUACUGUGACAGGUGAGCUGUCCAAGCUCCUCCAUGAGAUUAAGAAGUGCCGGGACAGGGACUACUCCUUCGAGGAGCUCUGCCAGACCAUCUCCUCCCAUUCCAUGGACAGCUUCGGCAGCGGGCGCCUCUCAGACGAGGAGCGCAGCGAUCACCCCAACGGCACCCUGACCCGUGUCAGCAAGCGCCCCACGCCCCCUCUUAACCCACCCUUUGAGGAAGAGGAGGCGGAGAAGAGCUGCGGCCCCACGGGAUUCUGGGAGGCCUUCACACCCUGCAAUGGCUGCCGUAACCUGGGCUUCUCAAGUCUGUCCCAGAACUCAAAGCACUCAGCGGAAAUUGUCACCUCGCCGUCCCUGGACGUGUUCCUGCCGGAGGAUGAGGACAACCCAUACGAGUUGGUGACCACCGCCGUUACGCGCAAACCUUGCUCGCUAGACAUCGCCCACUGGCCCCACGCCUGCCCUCGCAACGGCCACUCGUCCAAUGUGACAGUGAGUGAGGGGGAGCUUGGUAACCAUGGGAACAGUUCUACAGGACCCACUCCAGACUGCUCGCCCCCCUCCCCUGACACAGCCCUGAAGAACAUUGAGAGAGUUAUACGCCCACAGCCAAAGCAACGCACCUCCCUGUCUUCGUCUCUGGACGUCCAGAGGCCUGUGAAUAACAGCUGUGAGCCCAGUGAGGUCAGCUCCUCCCUGGGGUAUGCCAGCUUCAGCACCAGCCCGCCAGCCAGCCCGCCAUUAAGCCCAAACCAGGAAGACUCUGCAGGCUCCAACGACGACUGUCAGCUCACAGACGAGGGGCUUUAUCAGCAGGAACCUCUUCCUCCUCCCUCCACCUCCUCUGCUCUGCCGGAGGAUCGCAGGAGGAGCCACGUCCCGGAGGAGUUUGCGGGCCUCCUCCACGGAUCCUCGCCUGCUUGCGAGACGCCUGACACGCCUUAUCACCUCUACAAGCCCAAGCCCCGUAAAUACGCCGGCCCCGACAGCCAGGGGAGCUUGCUGCGGGCCCCUGAAUUCGGUAUCGCGGUUGGUGAGGGACCCUCUCAGGUCAUCCCCAGGGAAGGGAACGAUUCGUCACCCCCGAAGACCCUCAAAGACCCUCAGAAACCACAGGUGGUCUACCGGACCAUCUUCCAUACCAAAGUCAACCAAGACCAGAUCCAACCGAGGAACUGCGACUACUAUCCUCCCUCUUGCUUGGGUCAAAAUGGAGAGGUGCCUCAGCUGAGGGGGAGCCAGUCAGCGAGCGUGCCUAGAGACUCUGCGGCGGGGGCCGGGUAUGAGGAGAGGGCUUGCACCCUGGGAAGGAUGAGGUCUAUUCCACGCAGCGUUUUGGACCUGCAGCUGUCGAAGUCCCUUUCCAAGUCGGACUCUAAUUUGGUGGCCGUGUCUCCCAUACAGGAGGAGCACAGUUGGGGCUCUGGCUCCAAGGGCCAGGGCCCUGGUAGUCCCAAUCCGGGAGAAGGCGCCAGUCCCGGAGGAAGACUGGAAAGGACCCCCUCCUUCACCGCCGAGUGGGAAGAGAUUGACAAGAUUAUGAGCAUGAUUGGGGCGGGCAUAGGCAGCGGCUUGGACAUCAAAGAGGACAACUCAGGUCCCCGCUGCCCGCUGCAGUCCGUGGGCCAGUGGCUGGACUCCAUCGGCCUGGUCCAGUACGAGAACCACCUGCUAGCCAACGGCUUCGACAAUGUCCAGUUCAUGGGAAGCAACGUUGUGGAGGACCAGGACCUGCUGGAGAUCGGGAUCCUCAACUCAGCCCACAGACAGCGCCUCUUGCAGGCCAUUCGCCUGCUGCCCAGGGUGCGGCCCGUCGGUUAUGACGGCAAUAACCCUACGUCGGUGGCAGAGUGGUUGGAGUCCCUGGAGCUGGGUGACUACACCAAGUCUUUCCUCAUCAAUGGGUACACCUCCAUGGAGCUGGUCAAGAAGAUCUGGGAGAUAGAGCUCAUCAACGUGCUGAAGAUCAGUCUUAUCGGACACAGAAAACGGAUCUUAGCUUCGUUGGGGGACCGGCUACACGAAGACACACCACAGAAACCUCCCCGGGCCAUCUCCUUGAGGGAGCCCGGUGGCAACCACACACCUCCUCAGCUCAGCCCAUCGGUGGGCCAGGCGGUGUACACAGCGGGGGUCCCGGGGGGAUCUCUGGACGUUCAGCACCUCAUCAUGCAGGCUGAUGCGCGGCGCAGGCAGCGCAGCAAUGACAACUACUUCGAGGAUGUUCCGCGCUCCAAGCUGGAGCGCCAGAUGGCCCAAGUCAGCAUGCAAGGGGAAUGGUGCGAGCCAAUCACGUUGCGUCCUCCCAACGAGGCGACUUCGUCCACCCCGGUGCAGUACUGGCAGCAUCACCCUGAGAAGCUCAUCUUUCAGUCCUGUGACUAUGAAGCCUAUUACCUGGGCUCCAUGCUGGUGAAGGAGCUGAGAGGGACUGAAUCUACACAGGAUGCCUGUGCCAAGAUGAGGAAGUCGACAGAACAGAUGAAAAAAGUGCCGACCAUUGUCCUGUCUGUUUCCUACAAGGGAGUCAAGUUCAUCGAUGCCACCAACAAGAACAUCAUAGCAGAGCAUGAAAUCCGUAACAUCUCGUGUGCGGCCCAGGACCCGGAGGACCUGUCUACGUUUGCCUAUAUCACCAAAGACCUCAAGUCCAGUCACCACUACUGUCACGUCUUCACUGCCUUCGAUGUGAAUCUGGCGUAUGAGAUCAUCCUGACACUGGGCCAGGCCUUCGAGGUGGCCUACCAGUUGGCCCUGCAGGCCCGGAAGACCGGCCACGGAUCCUCUACGCUGCCCGAGAGCUUCGACAGCAAGCCCAACAAGCCAGUCCCCAAGCCCCGAGUAAACAUCCGCAAAUCUAUGGAGCAGCCGUCGAUGGAGCAGAAGGGCCAUGCCAACGUGCCAUGGAUUGUGGAGCCGGGUCAGGAAGCCAAGAGAGGAGUCAACACCAAGGCAAUGCCGGAUGCUCAUGUCUAUUACUGUGGAAUGCAAAGAAUGUAGCCAGCCCUAAACAUGGACCUUAUCACACAUACAAUGCAAAAAGGACUACAGUUGCUCACUUAUCAAUGGACUACAAACAUGGACGCUCAUCCACAGUGUUUAAGGUUGACUGCUAAAUAUUUGACAUCCAUCAUCCACAUAAGGGAUGUUCGACGUGGCUUGACAUUGGACCAACACAUUACUCCAACUUACUCUCACAAACAUGGGCAUACACGCACACAUACACUAAGGACUGCGUCUUGACAGACAAUGGUCUGCUCUGAAUGUACACUUGUUUGAAAGCAGCCUCAGCAGGAUGUGUUUUCACGUGGUCAUUUCAGAGGAAUGACCUUCGAACAUUUUUUGGGAUGUCACAGGAUCUCUACUGACUGGAGUGUGGUUACUGGGCAUCUGUUGGUAAUACACAAUGGGUAUCCAACCUGAUCGUCCUCAAAAGCACCACCAGGCAUGUCUACUUUGGAAUUUGGGGGCGGGUCUGGUUUGCUCUUUUGGUCACUUAAUUUUCUUUACGGUUAAAAACAAUAAGGAGGUAUUAUGCACAAGCAAAUAAAUGUGAUUGGACCAGCUGUAAUGCACCCAAGAUGCAACAGGUGUGCCCUGUGAGCCAAUCACAGUGGAUGGCGAACCUACAUGAUUGAGAUGGCAUCUGAGAAAAGAAAAAAAAAGAUUCUAUUCAUAUUGCCCGACAUUUUAAUGUUUAUUAUGAGAGUAUUAUAUUACCAUAAUGAUUAUGAUUAUUCUUGUGCAAUUCUUGUCUACUGUUGUCUUAAUGUUAUAUUAUUUUUCUAUGAUAUGCUGAGACUUUUGGUUCGAGAAUGAUGGCCAUCCUUUAAAAAAAAUAAGAGAAGAAAUAGACGUGGUUCUAUACAGAAUGUUCCGGGUGGCUAGCUAACUAUCGGCAGGUCAAUCCUCCAUCAGUUCUCAUGGGGCUCUACUCUUAUCUACUAGCAGAUGUAAUAUUUUAAACGCAGUAUUACUGUAUUAUUUGGAUUAGCCAUUAUCCAACUAUAAAAUGUACAUAGAUAUUUUGCCAACUCAUUGUUCAUACAUGUAAUGUAUUAAAAGAAAAUAAAAGAUCAAGAUUUGCAGUACAUGGCACUGGAAACAAGGUACCAAAAUAAAAAGGUUGGAGGUAAGAGAAAUGAAUUGAUGGAUUGUAUUUUGGCUGGAGAGAGUAAGGGGGUUAUAUUGGUGACAUCACUGCUGACUAACUAAUGUACAUAGGCUUGGGCUUCCAGCACACAGAUUUUUUGUAAUUUUGGCCAUUAUUUAUAUCCUUGUAAAGCACAUGGAAUAAAACACGACUUGUACAACCAUUA
Molecule: messenger RNA, 5355 nt
Organism: Lampris incognitus (smalleye Pacific opah)
Lineage: Eukaryota; Metazoa; Chordata; Actinopteri; Lampriformes; Lampridae
Gene: anks1b
Product: ankyrin repeat and sterile alpha motif domain containing 1B
Exons: 28
Coding region: 65-4036 (1323 amino acids)
Cellular component (GO): cytosol
Molecular function (GO): protein binding
Source: RefSeq, a predicted model, not a curated record